Messenger RNA from Durusdinium trenchii, 2613 nucleotides. NCBI's taxonomy places the organism in Eukaryota, Dinophyceae, Suessiales, Symbiodiniaceae. The record is from the annotation of a GenBank genome assembly.
AUGAACCCGGGAAAGCGACCUUUUGAGGUGGUCAUGCUCUCAGAUGAGGAGGAUGAGGAUGACGAUCUGGAGGCCCGGAAUGGACCAAGGCAGCCGGAAGAGAAUUUGCCGCCUUGGCGUCAGUGCAAGCCUCAAGCGAUGACCGGGGGCGACCGGGCCAUUUGUUGGGCCUUUUGCGUGUUGAAGCCCUGGCGUUGGCAGUGGGGCACCGAGCACGGGCAGACCGGAACGAAGGAUUCGGGUUUUGCCGAUCAGGUGAUGCCCCCUGAGGAGGACUUGGGCUGGUUGAAGAUCUUCCAGCUGCCCAAAGUGCAGGUGGACGAAGCUGGGCGGAGUUACAUCAUAGGAUUCUACGCGACAGGCAUUUGCAUCUUCUUCACCUUCGUGCUUGCCGCGGCUUGCGACGCUUCUACAUGCCAUGCGUUUUCGGACCGCGCCGUUGGAGAAAUCCCGACGGCGAAUGAACCACCGAACGCGCCGGUGGCCGGUGGCGAAAAGGGGACCCAAGGUCGCACAGAAGAAGCACAGGUCGCGAUGGGGCAGAACUUGCGUGCGCCACUCAUCCUCCUUGCUCAAGCUGGAACGAUGCGAGGGGUCUUCAGUAGCAAAAUGCCGAUCCAUUGGCCGAAGAUCAGUGUCUCCCGAACCGAGACAGCUGCCACCGGGCAAGCAUUUUUGGUGAUGGCGGAGGCCGAGGCCGCUGCGCCCGACGGCGCUUCCGGCGCGUCUUCGCCGGUGGAGGCGCCGGGGAAGAGGCUCUUGGAGUCAACUCUCUACAAAGAGGACGUGCUCGUGAACGAGCACACUGCCGUUUGGGGCUCUUUGUUUGACCCUGAGAGCAAGCGAUGGGGCUACAAAUGCUGUAAGGUCAUGGAGAAGAAUGGCAUGUGCACCGCGGAGAAGGCGCCGGAGCCGGAGGCGAAUUCCAGCGACCUGGACAACUCUCCGGACAGUGAAGACCUCCUGGGGCCGAAUGGCUUGGAAUCUUGGCAGCCGCUCCUGCAGAAGGGGGCCAAGAGGUCUCCCAGCUGCAUCCUUCAGAGUCAGAUCUCAGCCGAUGAGAACUACAAGGGCUUUCCGGAUUUGGCCGUGACCACCUUGAAGCCCUUGCUGCAGCCGUCGCGAGAGGCCUUAGACGCCGGGACGGCAGAGAUCCUGAUCCGCCGCUUGCACAACCCCAGGGAGUUGGCCACUCGUAGCGCGUUUUUGGAGCACGCAGCGGCCGGCGGCGUUUUUUGGGUGGCGUUGUUGGUGGCGAUGUGUCUCCUCGCUUGGGCUUCAGCUGCGGCCUCAUGGCCGGCUUCGACUUGCGACGGGGAGGGUGACGACUCGUCCUGUGGCUUUGGGCUGGUGCAAACACGUGCAGGACGAGCAGAGCACGGGCGAGAGGCUGCUCGCUCGCGACAGCGGCGACCGCUGCCCGCAUGGCAGCAACGGGCCUACUUGGUGGGUGCCAGUCACAAAGCUGGGACGGAAAUGUUGCACCACAUCAUGAAGUGGACUUUUGAUGUUUUGGGCGGUACGGAUAGUUGCGACUACGAUGCCAACGGGGGCCCAAUUACCGCCUAUUCACCCAUGCGUGCAGAGUGUCAUUUGCACCCGGCAAGGCUCCGUUUUAGCAAUCACAUCACGGGUGAGUGUGUGAAAGAGUUGCGCGCCCUCAGUGCACCAGUUGGUGGCUUUCGUGGAGUGAUGAUCAUUCGAGAUCCGUUGGACAUGGUGCUUUCCUCAUAUAUCUAUCACCAUCGAGGCGGAGAGAUCUACACCGCCUUAGGCAUCAACAUGCCGGUCAUGCCACCCGAGGAGGGAAUUCCCGAGAUGGGGAAUCGCAUGAUCAACGUGAUCAUCGACAUGGCCAAUGCCUACAAGGCGGCCCAGUCCGACAUGAUGAUUAUACGCUUCGAGACCAUCACGAAGAACUCCGCAAACUUCAACCAAACCAUCAAGGACAUGGUCCACUUCCUGUUCCAGGACGAGAUCACCCACGAGCAGCGCCAAGCCAUCCUGGAUGCGACUGUGGCCGAAGACAUCAACCGCGCAGACAAGGCGGGCCUGUCUUGGCAGUACCAGGACGGCGGCGAACCAGACCACUCAAAUGAUGAUGCCGAUAUGGUGGAAAACGCCAAGUACUUGCACCUGAUGAACCCGGACCUCUAUAAAGACUUCGUGUACUACAGGCAUCUACUCGGCUACGAGAAGGGAGAAGUGCUUCUCGGCCGAGCUGGUGGAGCGGACCGGUCCGAGUCUGGUCGGCCGUCUCUGGGGGUCAUCCGAAGCGGGGUCCUAGAGCAAUUGGACGAGAUCGCCACUAACAGUUCGAAUUUGGACUACCUGGCUGCCAGGGCGGGCUACAUGAAACUGACUUUGGGCAACAAGACCUGGAACAACACCUUCGUGGCCCAUGUGGCGGCGUGCACCAUGAAGGGUGCCCGCGAAUACCGGCGGAACCGAGAUAACUACAACACCUACGACAUGGACCCAGACUCUCAGAAGUACAUGCAUGCCCUCCUGAAGCUGGUUCAGUUAGCCCAGUGCUUGCGGCCCAACGGUGAUCAGUCGAAGAACUGCGAUACUUGGCACAACGGCGGUCAGCGAAUGGUUGGGUUCAAGUGA